AUGGCCGGGCCUGCCAUCCACGCUGCCCGCAUGCUCAUCCUCAUCCUCCUCGUGCUUCUGGGGCUGAGUCUGGUAGGCUCCCUCGCACCUGGAACCCCUGCUCGGAACCUCCCUGAGAAUCACAUCGACCUCCCAGGCCCAGCACUGUGGCCGCCUCAGGCCAGCCACCACCGCCGGCAGGGCCUGGGCAAGAAGGAGCGGGGCCCAGGCAUGCCCAGCCAGGCCCAGGAUGGGGCUGCGGUCACCGCCACCAGGCAGGCCUCCAGGAUGCCAGGGGCUGAGGGGCUGCCACCUGGGCAGACUCCUGCAGGCCUGCUGCGGGACAAGGACCUGCUCCUGGGGCUGGCAUUGCCCUACCCUGAGAGGGAGAGUCAGCCUCCAGGGUGGGAGAGGGCCAAGAAACGUGGCAGGGAGCACAAAAGACGCAGGGACAGGCUGAAACAGCACCGAGGCCGAGCCCUGGUCCGAGGUCCCAGCUCCCUGAUGAAGAAGGCAGAGCUCUCUGAAGCCCAGGCGCUGGAGGCCGCAGCGGAGGAGUCCUCUACCAGCCUGGCCCCGACCAUGCUCUUUCUCACCACCUUGGAGGCAGCACCUGCCACAGAAGAGUCCCUGAUCCUGCCUGUCACCUCCCUGAGGCCCCAGCAGGCACAGCCCAGGCCUGACGGGGAGGUGAUGCCCACGCUGGACAUGGCCUUGUUCGACUGGACCGAUUAUGAAGACUUGAAACCCGAUGUCUGGCCCUCUGCAAAGAAGAAAGAGAAACACCGGGGUAAACUCUCCAGCGAUGGUAACGAGACGUUGCCGGCCGAAGGGGAGCCAUGCGACCAUCACCAAGACUGCCUGCCAGGGACCUGCUGUGACCUGCGGGAGCAUCUCUGCACGCCCCACAACCGAGGCCUCAACAACAAAUGCUUUGAUGACUGCAUGUGUGUGGAGGGGCUGCGCUGCUACGCCAAGUUCCACCGGAACCGCAGGGUCACACGGAGGAAGGGGCGCUGCGUGGAGCCCGAGACGGCCAACGGCGACCAGGGAUCCUUCAUCAACGUGUAG
Propithecus coquereli (Coquerel's sifaka) is the source of this 1050-nucleotide messenger RNA. RefSeq names its product dorsal inhibitory axon guidance protein (gene DRAXIN). The record is from RefSeq and is a predicted model, not a curated record. Lineage: Eukaryota; Metazoa; Chordata; Mammalia; Primates; Indriidae. Bases 1 to 1050 code for a protein of 349 amino acids. The transcript has 7 exons. Gene Ontology annotation, cellular component: extracellular region. Gene Ontology annotation, biological process: Wnt signaling pathway; axon guidance.